GCAGCACCGAACACCUUAUUGUACCUUGGACAUUACAAGAAAUUGUCGCACUUACAGGGCAACAAAAAAAGUUGCCGGUAGACACACGUGGCGCAGUGUUUUUCCCCUGCGUGAAACUUUCUCUACGAAUCCAACGACCGACGACAGAAUGCGGUUCAAAACAUCGGUAGGGAAGGAACCUAAACACAGUGAUUUUGUAACAUGUGUGGAUUGGAACACCACUGAGGAAGUGUACUCUUGCAGUGAUGACCACACUCUCUUGAGAUGGAAUUUGAUGAAUGGGGAGACUACCAAAAUUGCAGACCUUCCCAAUAAUCUGUUUCCAACAGACAUGCAUUGGUUCCCUAAAGGUCCGAGCAGUAAUCGGAAACAGGGAUCCGAUCUUUUGAUGAUAACAUCUGCCGAUGGCAAAUUUCACCUCUUAAAUAAAAAUGGGCGUAUCGACAGGACAGUCGAAGCUCACAAAGGGGCAGUCCUUGUUGGACGGUGGAGUUAUGAUGGUGCUGGCUUACUUACAGCGGGAGAAGACGGCCAAGUAAAGAUUUGGUCUAGAGGAGGAAUGCUGAGAUCUACAGUGGUGCAAGCAGGUGCUCCAGUGUACAGUGCAGCAUGGAGUGCUGAUUCAAAUCAAGUCUUGUAUGCUCAAGGAAAGAUGCUUGUUGUCAAGCCUCUAAUGCCCAAUAGCAACCCAAGCCGGUGGAAAGCUCAUGAGGGAUUGAUUUUGAAAGUUGCAUGGAAUCCUAGCAAUAACUUAAUAGUGUCUGGAGGAGAAGAUUGCCGCUACAAAGUUUGGGAUCCUUUUGGUCAACAAUUAUACAGCAGUGCCCCACAUGAGCACCCAAUCACCGCCCUUUCUUGGGCUCCAAAUGGAGGGGUGUUUGCUGUUGGAGCGUUUAAUACUUUACGUUUGUGUGAUGAGAGUGGAUGGUCUCAUUCAUUGGAGAAAAUGAAUUCUGGGAGUAUCUAUGCAUUAGCAUGGUCUAGUGAUGGAACUCAAAUAGCAGGUGCCUGUGCCAAUGGCCAUUGCAUGUUUGCACAUGUUAUAGAAAGGCGUCUUGAAUGGCAUCAAUAUGAGGCUACUCUCACAGGAAGAAGAAGCAUUUCUGUACGUGAUGUCAGCAAUGAAUCCUGGGAACGUUUAGAAAUUCCUGACCGAGUCAUUCAACUUGCGCUUGGCUAUGAUCACUUGGUGGUGGUCACACCUUCCCAGUGCCAUAUAUUUAAUAGCCACCACUGGAAUACUCCGACCAUACUGGAACUUCGGGAAGGGGCAGUAUGCAUGCUACUGCUCUGUCCAAAGUUCUUCCUCUUAGUCGAAAGAUCUAGCGUUAACUUAUACAGCUAUGAAGGUAGACUAGUAUCGUCACCUAGGUGGGCUGCCAUGCAGCCUGAGACAAUGAAUGAGAAGAGUAUCAGUCUUAGUGAUGAUACUCUUGCGGCAAGGGAUCAAAACGACCCAAAGGUGAUUCAUGUGUUUGAGAUUGGAACAACAAAGGCGCUCUCUGAGGCUCCGCCAAUGUUGCACACUGUUGGAAUACUUGAAAUUGCUCUGAACCAGGCAGGCUCUGCAGCAGACCGCCUCAUUGCAUUUGUUGAUAGGAGUCAUGACCUCUUUCUAGCAUCAGUGCAUGGAUCAGGACAAAGAAAGUUCGGAAAACUAGGAAGAAUGGUACAGUCUCUCCGCUGGAACUGCAGCACCAAUAUCUUGGCUGCGAUUCAAGACACAACCCUGAGUGUGUGGUACUACCCAGCAGUAAUUUUCAGCGACAAGCGAAUUGUGGAAAAGACAUGUGCAAAGAAUGACUCCAGCGAUUUCGGCAAGAAUCCUGUUGUGGUUAGUUUUGUUGGAAAUCAUAUUGGAGUAAGAAGAGCGGAUGGUUCUUUGGUGAACAGCGCUGUACCAAUGACAGUUACAACAUUGCAUGAAUUUGCAUCAACAUCUCGAUGGGAAGAGGCAAGGAAGCUGUGCAGAGUGGUAAAAGAAGAUGCUUUGUGGGCCUGCCUAGCAGCUAUGGCCACUAAGGCUAAAAAUCUGUUAAUAGCUGAAGAAGCAUAUGCUGCCAUUGAAGAAACAGACAAAGUAGCUUAUAUUCAACACAUUAAGACAAUUCCUAACCGGACUGUGCAAAUGGCAGAAAUGAUCCUGAUGACAGGCAACUUAGAUGAAGCAGAAAAUUUAUUAUUGCAAAACGGUUUGGUAUUCCGAGCUAUAAUGGCAAAUGUACACCUCCAUAAUUGGAACAGAGCUUUGGACAUUGCAACAAAGCAUCGUACGCAUCUUGAUACAGUCUUGCUCAGUCGUAAACAAUAUCUUGAUGCACUUCAGAAAUCAGAAAUGAAUGAGAAGUUUCUGGCAAUGAAGGACCAGGUACAGAUAGAUGUGGUCAAAAUUCAGAAAGCAAUUGAAGAAGAGCUUGCAAAGGAGCGAAACAAUGCUAAAUGAAAAUGAAUGAUGUAGACAGCUAAAUCUAAACUUAGACACAAAUGUUAAUUAUUUAUAGUGAUCU
Messenger RNA from Thrips palmi, 2507 nucleotides. RefSeq names its product intraflagellar transport protein 80 homolog (gene Oseg5). Lineage: Eukaryota; Metazoa; Arthropoda; Insecta; Thysanoptera; Thripidae. Bases 149 to 2443 code for a protein of 764 amino acids. The record is from RefSeq and is a predicted model, not a curated record. Gene Ontology annotation, molecular function: protein binding. Gene Ontology annotation, cellular component: centrosome; intraciliary transport particle B; cilium. The transcript is spliced from 16 exons. Gene Ontology annotation, biological process: cilium assembly.